Messenger RNA from Sphaeramia orbicularis (orbiculate cardinalfish), 2244 nucleotides. It is a transcript of the gene csrnp1b, whose product is annotated as cysteine-serine-rich nuclear protein 1b. Gene Ontology annotation, molecular function: sequence-specific DNA binding; DNA-binding transcription factor activity, RNA polymerase II-specific. Gene Ontology annotation, biological process: regulation of transcription by RNA polymerase II. The record is from RefSeq and is a predicted model, not a curated record. NCBI's taxonomy places the organism in Eukaryota, Metazoa, Chordata, Actinopteri, Kurtiformes, Apogonidae. The transcript is spliced from 5 exons. Gene Ontology annotation, cellular component: nucleus. Bases 231 to 1970 code for a protein of 579 amino acids.
AAAGGCUGCGCUUCUCGGCAGACUGCUACAGACAAGGGAAGCGCUUCAGCUGGUACGGAGCCCCGUACGGCAGCGGCGGACGCAGACAAUAGCACAAGAGGGCUGUAUAUGCGGGGAGGAAAGCGCUGCGUUCGGAUGCCAUUUGGAUUUACCACACUGUUCAUCCCCACGCUGUUUUUGUCACUAAUGCUGAUCGGAUACUUGAAUUGGUGAUUUUUCACACUAACGCCAUGAGUGGGCUUCUCAAGAGGAAGUUUGAGGAGGUGGAUGAGGACCCCUGUUACUCCUCACCCUCACCCUCCUCCCUCUCCUCUGCCUGCUCGGGCUGGGACUCGGAGGGGGAGAGCUGCUACUCGGACACCCUAGAUUCCACUCCCAGCAACCCCAGCUCCCCAGCAACAAAUUUCAACACCACAUCCAUUCUUAAGAAAUCCAAGAGACCCCGGCGAGGUAAUGUGACCUUUGACCAGGUGACGGUGUUCUUCUUCCCACGGUGCCAAGGUUUCACCAGUGUUCCCAGUCGAGGAGGAUGCACAUUGGGAAUGACACAACGACACAGUGCACUCCGCUCUUAUACCCUCGCUGAGUUUGCUGUGGAGCAACGGCUCCUGCGAAGGGAGAAACUGCUCAACAGGCUCAGGGAGGAGAAGCUGGAGGCUCUCAAACUGAAGCUGACUAAGAAUGGAACCCAGGAGAGUGAAGAAGCAGAGAGGCUAACGGUGGAUGAUAUCCCCGAGCAGGACAUCGACAUCAGUGGAGCCAACCUCGAUGAAGGUUCUUUCCUGCAGCCUUACACGUCGAAACGCCGCUACGCUCUACUCAAAGCAGCUGGCUUGAAGAAGAUUGACAAAGAGGAAAAGAGGCAGCUGCAUGAGCUGAGACUCUCCAGGGAGAACUGUGGCUGUGACUGCCAGGGCUUCUGCGAACCAGAGACCUGUAGCUGCAGCCUGGCUGGCAUCAAAUGUCAGAUGGACCAUUCCUCUUUUCCAUGUGGCUGUACCAAGGACGGCUGUGGAAACACAGAGGGUCGCAUCGAGUUCAACUCCACCAGGGUACAGACGCACUACAUCCACACUAUCAUGAAGCUGGAGCUGGAGAAGAGGCUGGAGGAGCAGUCGGGCACAGAGGAGGAGGAGGAGAAGGAGAACGUGACCGGGCCCGGCCAGUUACAGUCCCUGCCCUCCUUCCCCUUCAGCUCGGAGCUGGCGUCGGCCGGAGAGAACAGCUGCAGUAGCGAUAUGACAGACUUAUCCGACUCUUCGGGUCACAGCGAGGACUCUGAGGCCGGGGAGAGCCCAUGUGAUCACUGCACGCAGCUGGAUGUAGACGAGAAAGGCCUGAGCCGCAUCCUGAGCUUCAGCGACACCGAGAACUGCUCGAGGUGUAGCAGGGACAGUGGGGACGGUAAGGACAUAUGCUGCUCAGAUCAGCGACAAGAGCAGCAGCAGCAGCCGUCUACGGAGGCAUUCGGUAGCUUUAGCAUGGCGGAUUUUGCCGACGAGAACGACAACAUAGACGCUGCACUGUUGGACACUGAGGACGAUCACACAGACAAUCGAGCAACAGCCAUUUCAGAACUUUUAGAUGAGAAUGCCAACCAGGGAAAUGCUCUUUUCCACAGCAGUAGCGUGCCACACACGCCGUCGCCCACCGUCGACCGCACUGCGAGCUACAACAUGGACUUGAGCCUCUCUUCUGAGUCAGACCUGGAGUUCUUUGACGGCUUCCCCUGUCUGGGGCCCAGCUCGCUCUACAACUCCCUAAAGGAGUACGAACACAUGGACAACUUUUUUCAGUUUCAGUUGCCUAGUUACCCCAGCCUCCCCGCCGCUAGCGACCCCGGGACCUGCCUACUGGAGUCGCUCAUUGGCCUUUCAGAAUCCGUCCCAGAACCCCCUGCCACAUUUACAGACAAUCAGCUGUUGGAGGAAGCCAUGAAAUUGUCUGUGAUGGAGUCUGUGAAAGUUUGACGUAAAAAAAAAAAAAAAAAAAAAAGCAAAACUUGUGGACAGUGCAAGAAGUAAAGGUUUUGGGGUGGACUGUACAUGCACAUACAGUAAGAUGUCAAUGUAAACAUGUUCGAUUCUGGAGGAAGCUGUGAUUUCCCUCUUGCCUAACAAAUGUUCAAAUUGCCUUCAAAAUGUUAGCAAAGCAGUUUGGGAUUAUUGCUGUGUGAGAUGGCAGCUAAAUGUUCAAAAAAAAAAAAAAAGAUAGAGGGAAAAAAAUGAUCAAUUAAACCAGGCC